AUGAGGAGAUACACAGGCCGCGCACUUCUGGCAGCCGCCGCCCUCGCGGCCGAGGCCUACAGCAGCCUCAGCCCCGCAGGUGCACUCUUCCUGGCGCUCUUCCUUGCCUGGGGCGCGUUGGCCACGCGCUCCUCCCUCGCGCCCGCACGAGCCGCUGCACGCACCAACCUGGUCCUCUCGCCGCCGCUGCUUUGCGCACUUACGGCGCUGGCGGAGGCGCAGGAUGCUCACACAGCUUGCUGUGGCGGCGGCAGUGGCAGGGGGGCCGGCGGCGGCACAGUGGGUGGCGGCGGCGGGGCCGGCGGGGCCGGCGGCGGCACAGUGGGUGGCGGCGGCGGCGGCGGGGCCGGCGGGGGCGGCGGCGGCACAGUGGGUGGCGGCGGCGGCGGCAGCACGUCUGAAGUCUGUAAGGCUAUCCUGGAGCACCGUACGACGGCGACUCGCUCCGCUUGUCCUCCCAAUAGCGCUUGGUCAGCUGGCAGCGGCGGCGCCGCCGCCUCCGCCGCGGGUCUGCUCGUGGUUCUCGCAGCAUUGCUGUGGCCGGCGGUGUUCAAUCUGCCAUGGCUCCUGCUAGCAUCGUACGGCAUAGCUGCUUGGGCGUUACGGCUGAGCCUUCCUCUCGCCACACACGCACCGCUGUUGCGCUUGUUACAACUGUACUGCGGCGUCGCGCUGGCGGCGUUGUACGGCUGGCAGCUACAACCCCCCGACGCCUGGCACCCCAUGGUGGCCAGCGGUGGCCGGGCUCUAGGACUAUACCGCCUGUACGGCGCAGCGGCAACACAAGACGUGGACGACAUUGUCCUGAUGGCGCUGCACGCCGGAACGCUGACGGCGCUGUACGCGGCGCUGGGAUUCGCCGCCGGCGCGGCGGGGGAGGCUUGGCGGCGCCGUCGGCUUCGACAUGCGACUCGCGUGUCACUGGCCUCAUCCGGAUGGCCGCCGUCCUCUAGUUCCAGAAACCUCACGGUAGGUACGACUGUACGGCACGGCCGCGUCGACACUGCUCUUCGGGAGCCGCUGCUGCCCCCGUCACCCCCGGCCCCCGAGGCCCUUCCGCUCGCUGCCAGUGCGUCACCAGCUGGCGCCGCCAGCUCCCCCCUCCGCAGCCCCUUAGCCGCAACCGCCGCCAGUGGCUCUUUCCGCCCCUUAAGCCCCGCAGCAGCGGAAGGUCCUUCCACCGUGGCACCUGGGGAUGGCGCCAUCCCCCCUUCACAUCCCCCAGUGCUCGCCAGUGGUUCGUCUUUACCCCCCUCCCACCCCGCGGAGCUGCAUCACCGCGGUAUCAGCGACCGCGGAGGGCUACAGCUACAGCUACAGCUACAGCUACAGCCACAGAUCCAAGCCAGCCGUCAUCAGGGACAGGACCCAAGCCUGCGAGAUCAUCACCAGCCGCCGCCGCCGCAGCAGCAGCAGCAGCAUCAGACCAGGGCGGCAUGGCAGCAGCCGACUCACCACCAGCAGCAGCACCAACACCAACACCACGGCGGCGGCUGCGGCGGCGGCCCUGCGGUACUCGCUCGCGCGGCGGCGUGGUCGAUUGAGGCGGUGGAGGGGCUGAGCCGCCACCCCGGUAUGGCCGCCGUGGCGCUGGCGGGUCUUAGCAUGGUGGAGGUGUCCGUGUUGGGCUGGGUGCUGCUGGCGGUGGGCAUGUGGGCGCUGCUGGUACCGGGAAGUCCGCCACCUGUCGUAUUGCCUCUCUUGGGACAUGCGUUUGCAAUCGUGGCCAUGGCCGGACUUUCGCGAAGUAGUACGGCAGGCAGGACGAGCAACAGUGAAUCUGGCGGCGGCGGCGGUGCUAGCGCUAAUGCUAGCGCAGGCCGGGGGCGGGACGCUGGCAACAUCGUCGUCAGCAGUAGCAGCUGCAGCGUCGGCGGCGGAGCUGGGGGCCGCCAUGACAGCGUCGCGAACACCUCUCUGGGCCUUACGUUCGUACUGGCACUGUACCACAUCCUCCAUGUGCUCGUACCUGUGAGCUGGAUCCUGAUCGGGUCGUACAAGCUAGAUCUCCUGCAUGGAGUGUACUUGCUGGCCGUACUGUUAUACUGCGGCUCUACGGCCGUACGGCUAAUUCCUGACCCAAGGGUCGGCGCAAUCAUGCCGGAGGUCCGACAGAGAGAGGGCGUCGUACAUGGCCGUGUCCCCCAUCGUGCCGCUUCCAGCAGCGACGACGACGUCGCAGGCGAUGUCGCCGUUGGCGGCGGCGGCAACGGUGGCAGUGGGACCAGCGGCGGCGUGAGUUAUGCGUUGUCGUACCCAUUUCCGGCGACGCCGCCGGCGCAUUCUAUGCUGCGCCUGUACGCGUCCUUGCACCUGCUGGCAUUGUACGCGGCUAUGUGCGGGCAGCUCCCGGGUCUGGGCUUCCUACAACCUGACCCGUGGGUCACUACACUUCGGCUGGUGGGCCUGUGGGCACCGUGCCGUACGGCAGAUUGUUUGCCUUUACUGGCCACGCUAGUACUGGCGACGGUGCAUGCGGUGGCGGGCAAGUUCCUGAAGGUCGUUGGCGCCGCCAACGGCAAACCGCCAGCGGCAGCCGAGAGCUCACAGCAGCUACAGCCAUCGCCGCCGCCGCCGCCGCCGCAGCAGCAGCAGAAUCCGGCGGGUAGGGCGGCUGUAGUCCAGCACUGGCUUCUAGCCCUGGGAUCCACACUAGCAGAUUUAACAUCGUCAGCAGGAUACCUACUGCUCGCCGUACUGUUGUACGUGCUCGUCCUGUACGAUGUACGGAUAGGGCUUCUGGGAUUGGGCUACAUGGUGCUGGGCGUGCCGCUGCUGCUGGGCCCGCCUCGCCGCGGCCAUUACGUGGGGCUACUACUGCUUCGACAACGACGGAGGUAUAUCGCAUAG
Messenger RNA from Volvox carteri f. nagariensis, 2850 nucleotides. RefSeq lists its product as uncharacterized. The coding region runs from base 1 to 2850 and encodes 949 amino acids. Gene Ontology annotation, cellular component: cytoplasm. The transcript has 4 exons. NCBI's taxonomy places the organism in Eukaryota, Viridiplantae, Chlorophyta, Chlorophyceae, Chlamydomonadales, Volvocaceae. The record is from RefSeq and is a predicted model, not a curated record.